AUGCCAACUCGCAUACUCACUCGCAUGCCAUGCUUCUCUCGGCUGCAGGAGGAUUUCUACAACAUCGAUAACUUUUCUCGCUUUGGGUCGACGAGUAACCUGGCGAAAACCGAGUUUUGGCCUUGCGGCUCCGUGGCCACAGGCGAGCCCGCCAUGCCACUGGAUCUCCCACCCACCUGCAACGAUCUUUACUUGCCAGAACCACUAUCCUUUUUUGAAUAUUCUACCAUGGGGCUAGACGCGAUAAUUGAUGCCUUGAAUACCACGAUCAACUUCGCCGAACUACUCAUACACACCAUUAGAGUCAGUACCGGGGACGACAUCUUCGUUCGGUCAAUCCAGAUUAUGAGAAAUGAUCUGAACGAGGUCGAGAGACUGCUCGGCAAUGAAUCGGUUAGGAGGAAACUCACAGCUGUCCCUAGAAAGCUUGAAUGGAUCAGAGGUGCCAUCACCAACACUAAGUUAACAUUUAACGCUAUUACCCAAUGCGCCCAGAGUGCGUGCGUAGACCAACAAGUUACCAAAUCUAUCCGUCCCGACCCACGACUUCGCGAGAGGCUGAUUAAUCGGCAAACGGAGCUUUCGACAUGCCAUCAGCAAAUAUCAAAUGUACUGAACUUUCUAAACCCUUUGGAAGAGAUUCCCGUUAGUUCAGAUCCUCCGACAUAUCACGAUACCACUUACUUUGACGAUAUCCUGUCCCCCCAGCAGAAUAGGGAAGGCAUGAUGAAAUCAGGCCAAACUUCGAAAUCACAGCAAGCAAAAGUUGAGGGUAAGAGCACCCCAUUUUCAUAUAUUUUGCAAUCCACACGACCGGGGGAACCCUACGAUCUUCGAGCAAAUCUUUUGCUUGUACAUAAUAAUACUCCGCCAGCAUACGUCUCAGUGCCACAGACAAUCCAGCCUCAGGAACUCGAUACAGUAGAAGGGAAGGGCUCCCACUUGUCCUUUCCGAAGCAGAAGACUACAUCCGAGUGUGCCCUCCUUAGCUCUCCAUCACCUAGUCUCCAAACACCCAAGUAUUUGCCAUGUUCUAUGAAGAAUUUACCGCCAUCUUCAGAUUACAUUCAACAGCCACUACCCAAUGCUACAACCGGAAGGAAACACCAACAAGGCGUUCCAGAGCCAAUUGGCGCCACGCAUUCACUCUGCGGAACAAAUGCUCAAGGGCCAGUAAAUCCUUACGAGUUUUUCCCUGACCUUGAACCUGAAUCUCCCAAGCUUGGAUCAAACAGUCGUCCUGUCCACGCACUAUCGGAAAUGCCUGGAGACACGUCCUUUCCUGUAGAAAUACAAGCCUAUGGCUCAGGGUCAUCUCCUCGAUAUCCUCGACCUGGAGUAAGAAGUAUUGGGUUCGAACUUCCCACACAAUAUCCCAGUCAACGGACGGUUCAAUAUAAUCCAUCUGAAGACUAUCCGAUAGCAGCUCACAAAUCACCAUCACCAAACCCCGCGAGCGUUCCCGCAAACGUUUCUCAGCAGGAACUGCCCGUAUCCAGACAGAAUUUCCACUCAGGAUUCACCAGAUUACAGCAAAGUCGAUUUGAGUUGCCUUCAUCUCCGGGUUAUCCGGUACGUAAACCGGAAUAUCCACAAUAUCCAUCCCCGACUUCGGCUUUGCAUUCAUCAACACCCUCACUAAAAUCUACAAAAUACACCCCAUCUCCUCUAUUAGCUCCUUCGAUGGGCAGGUCCACUCGUCCCGGCGUUGGCGAACGGUUGUUCCCCGGCAAAGGCACCAGAGACGGCAUCCGUUGCCAGGAUGCGGAUCCACUAGUAUUUAAUAAGGAAAUUAAAACAAAUAACGGUUCAUUACAUGUACUAUCCAACGAAGAUACACAUGCACAACUCUCGUCACCAUCAAUUUCGUUCAACCUGUUGGUUUCGUCUUGUGUCUCGUUGGAUCAGUCUCCGAAAUCUAUCCAAUCGAUGCAUCCAUUUGUCGCGGCCUUGGCCCCCACCGCGAAAUGCGAGGAAAUUCUUGAUCGUUCAAAUUCUCUAACCCUUGUAGAAACUGCUACCCUACCCCAUAACACUGGCAUCCAAGCGCAAUCCAAUAUGCAUUCUAUGUCUAUAGUCUUUAUCACCGAGCCGCAUGACGCUCUCAAAGUACCAAGGUCUUCUAGUGCGCCGGGUUCAAAUUUAUUUCUAUUUUUCUACUCAGUAAUGAAAAGUCUUGAAGACUAUGAGGAAACACUACUUUGCUCGCUGGAUACCCAGGAUCUCGAAGUUUUGCCCGAUAGCGAUUCCGAUAUCGACGCAAUGUCAUACAAACAUGCCGUGAAGUGCUUCCUCCAUAUCGACCCAAAGGAAGGUGGACGGAAGCCCCAAAUAUCCAAGUUGCACGGGAAAAACGAUUCUGCAAUCGGCACCCCCCUUAUUCUGGACUUUCCGCCCAUGUUGGAACUAAACUACGGACCACACAGAAUACCGAGAGGUGGUCGUAACCCUGGUUGUAUUCGAGCGGCUCUCCGAAUGGUUUGUAAAGAGACCGUCGAAAGAUCCUACCGUCAGCCCCUUCCACCCGAAUCUUCAAUUAUGUUCUUUGAAGUCUCCGAGAGUGAUGAAGUAGGCAGUGUUAAUAUGAGGAUCAAGGCAAGUUGUCUCAUCGAGAAAAAGCACGUAGGGAGCAAGUGA
Molecule: messenger RNA, 2637 nt
Organism: Lindgomyces ingoldianus
Lineage: Eukaryota; Fungi; Ascomycota; Dothideomycetes; Pleosporales; Lindgomycetaceae
Exons: 15
Coding region: 1-2637 (878 amino acids)
Source: RefSeq, a predicted model, not a curated record